GCAUGGUUGAAUAUUGAGUAAGGAUGCAGAACCCUGGAGAGAAACAUGUUUUAUAUCCUCAAGCUCCGGCAGGAUACGGAGAUCCGUCGCAGGUCAACCUCACCAAUCCCGGAGAAAAUCGACCAACCAAUGUGGGUAAAGCUACGUCCAAGGCCGGAGCAUAUGGAGGAUCUGAACUUGGAUCUAUUGUGGGGGGAGCUGUGGGACCUCCUGUCAUUGGAUCCAUCAUAGGAAACCUAGUUGGAGAGAGGGUCGGAGAGAAGGCAAUUAAUGAAACAGGAUUGAAUAAGUUUGCAACGAAGACAGGAGACAAGUUGUCUGGUGUUAUAGGAAGAAAUAACGUAGAGAAGAUGAGUGAAAUAACCUUGAGUGCUCUGGGAUACUCGGAGACUGAAGAAUGUGUUUGUUGUCCCUGUCUUCCUGCUUCUCAGGUUUUGUUGGUUCUUGCUAUUCCUUUCUUCUUCUUCAACUUCUAUAAAUUAGGGUUAGGUGUCUCUUACGACUCUGAUUGUUCUAAGAUAGCUCCGGAUAAGAAUUACACCUUUAAUUCCACAGAUGAUAUUCCUGAUAUUUAUCCUUGUGAGUUUGGUUUCCACUACUUGGUUGUAUCCGGAGCAGUUUGGAUUGCGCUGCUUCCGUUCUGGAUUUGUGGAUUGUUUGGUAACUGCUGGAGACAAUGCUGUUGUUGUUGUUGUGAUCCAGUAGUUAUCUGCUCUACUGUUGUAGACCUACUCCAGAGAUGCUGCUGUGAAUGCGGAAACUUUAAACUUUGUGAAGUUCUCUGGAUGAUUCAUUGUCUCUUUCAUAUGGUUUGGUCUGUUCUAGCCUUGGCCUGGUUAAUUGGUCUGCAGUUGGAUCUUCCCGUCCUGGAGUUGAAGGAUCAAAUUGAGGUUCCAGGUUGGAAUGUUCCUAAACCUGUCUCCAAUACUGUGAUUGCAUCCAUAGUUCUAGACUUCGUCCUCGCAGGCUCAGAACUCUUUCAUAGGAUUAGGGUUAAACUCAGAGCAGGACAGACAGUAGAACACUUGGAGAUGGAGGAACAGAGGCAGGAGUUACAUAAACCUUACUAAACCAGUCUUCAUCCUUACUAUCGGAGACAGGAGAUUCAUAAACUUCUUCAUCCUUACUACCAGAGACUGGAGAUACAUAAACCUUACUGAACCAGACUUAAUCCUUAUUAUCAGAGACAGGAGAUACAUAACCCUUACUGAACCAGUCUUCAUCUAAUUUACGAUCCGCUUCGUUAUGAUUUAAUUGUUUUAUCUCGGAGUUUUAAGCCAUUUAACAUUAUUUUUCUCUUAAUCUUAACCUUGCCGCUCAACCUGCAACCAAUGCACUAACAAAAUAUUAAAUGUACAUAAAAGUAUGAAAUAUGUACAAUAUUUAUGUAUUUAUAUGUAAAAGCUUAAUGUACAGUUUCUUAGUACAGCUUUCAAGUCUUCCGCUACCCAGCUUUAAUUUAACUUAUAUGUAAACUCAGCAGACAGUACUGAAAUAACGUUAUUUAUUUAUUAAUUACAGUAAUUAUAACCAGGAAUGUUUAUAUGACCCUCAGUGUUGUCAAUUAAACUUAGAAACACUCAAUUCGAAUUUUCAGAUCUGACCAUACAGCUGUGAAUAAAAUCUCAAGCAACUGAACUUUAAAUUGUCUCAAUUCAAUGGUGUUUCAAACUCGUUUCUCCAGGGUUACCCAUAAAGGAUUAGGUCAUAAAGACGUCUGUACGAUUGCAUGCAGCUUUCUUUGCCAAAUCCUCAGUAUUCGUCUAAAAGAAUUCAUUUAAUGAAGAAAAUUUAACCUUGAGAUCGUUAUAUGUAGAGUUUCAGGUAGUCAUGAAAAUCGCAUCUUUUGUGGGUAACCCCACAUAUAUUGUAAUAUACAAUAUACAUAUUAUGAAAUUAGUAACAAAUAUAUUCUAACAAAAAAUUAGUUGUGUAAGAAAUAUAUUUUGAAAUAAAUCUUAUUGCUUAAA
Molecule: messenger RNA, 1970 nt
Organism: Eurytemora carolleeae
Lineage: Eukaryota; Metazoa; Arthropoda; Copepoda; Calanoida; Temoridae
Exons: 9
Coding region: 24-1070 (348 amino acids)
Source: RefSeq, a predicted model, not a curated record